Impatiens glandulifera is the source of this 3154-nucleotide messenger RNA. RefSeq names its product homeobox protein 5-like. Bases 236 to 2872 code for a protein of 878 amino acids. NCBI's taxonomy places the organism in Eukaryota, Viridiplantae, Streptophyta, Magnoliopsida, Ericales, Balsaminaceae. The transcript is spliced from 3 exons. The record is from RefSeq and is a predicted model, not a curated record.
GUUUCAUUCCUGAAACAUUGACUGACUUGCACUCCUAAUUCUGAUAUCUUCUCCAAUGCUGAUAGGAGCCCAUUGAAAUUUCCAAUUGCGAUCGGAUACUGGUUAGUUUUUCAACUUGCGACUUUCUCCGUUUGUUUCCCGGAAAGAUUUAUUACACAGACGGAAACCUCGAGAGACGAAGAAAUUGGCAGGAACAUCAAUCAUCAACAGUAAUCGGAGACGGUGUACUUUAUCGAUGGAGGGUUCGGAGCAAGUUAUACUCGAGAUCAGCUCGGAUGAGGAGAAUUGGAGCGACACGGGUGGCGGCUGCAAUACAAGGGCAAACUUUGACAGUGAUGUUACCAUGAUAGAACCUAAUUCAAAACGAUCGGUAAAUAAAAUGGUUGUUGUUGAUGAUAAAGAUGAUGAUAAAGAUGAUGAUGAUGAUGAUUGUGUGAUAUUGGAUGGUGAUCCUGAUAAGCCAGUUUCCGCCGAUGAUGACGCCAUUGGCGAUUCAGAUGAUUUGGUUGUUGUUGGAUCAAAGGGUCAGGUUGCUUGCAGAGAUUUCCCCCAUCCUCGCCAUCUCUGUGCUAACUACGAAUUUGCCACCACCCCACAUGAGAAGUACUGUAGUCAGUGCCAUUGUUAUGUAUGUGAUGAACUUUCUCCAUGUGUCAAUUGGGGCGAUGGAACCUGCAUUCUUGACCAUUGUCAUGCCACUGACAAAAUUGAGUAUUGGAAGCUAGAGAGGCAACUAUUGAAGGGAGAAAAAACAGAAGUAGCAGUUCCACCACCUCAAGCUCUACCUAGGUUGACAGCCGUCUAUUCUAUUCGUCCAUGCUCUACUACAACGGGCAAUUAUGUUGCUGAGAUAAAUCCAAAUCAGUCUAGUAACUCCCAACACCUACCCAGUUCUCAAAAUAAGAAUACCCACCAAAAUAUCAGUAUUCAUCAAGUUAAUGGUGCGAGGACAGCAUUCAAGCGGACAGGUGAGGCUAUCUUGACAACUAAUGGAACUCCCAGGCAAUUAAUUUCCCAAAUUUUCCAUAGGAAGACAAAUUUUCAAGCUUUGCGAAAAAGUGGUAAUUUAUCUUCGACUCCAUAUGAAUAUGUGAGACUGACGACCCUGCUAGACUCUGUGGAUGUUGGCUCAGUUAAUCCCUUACCCUUUCAAUCUAAUUCGAUAUGUUUGCCAGAAUCCAGCCAGAGUUUUGAUCAUUCUCACUCCCAUCCUAACGUGGGUGAGGCUACGAAUCUGCCUCAGCAGAACUCGAGUGCUUCCUUGCAGAACCCAUUGCAGUCUCAGUCCCAGAUAUCCUCUCAGCAUAAAGGGGACAAUUCCGUUUCACAUUCUCUGCCGAACUCUUGUGAAUCGAACUCGAAUGUGGAUUCAACUUUGCGUAUCAGAGAUGCCAACCUACAAAGAAAUCAGCAAACUGGUUCAGAUUUGCCUCAGCUGAACUCAAGUACUAUCUUGCAGAACCCAUUGCCGUCUCAAUCCCAGACAUUCUCUCAGCAUAAAGGGGACAAUUCCAUUUCAAAUUCUCUGCCGUAUUCACAACCAGCACCAAACUUGUAUGAGGAUUCAACUCUUCAAAUUCGAGAUGCCAACCCAGAGAUUAGUGGUUCAAAAGUUCCCAAUUUUGAUUCUAAUUGGAGAUCUAACUGCAGUGAUCAAACAGAUCAGCAAACCGGUUUUGAUUUGCCUCAAACGAACUCCAGUGCUUUCUUGCAGAACCCAUUGCCGUCUCAACCUCAGACAUCCUCUCAGCAUAAAGGGGACAAUUCCGUUUCACAUUCUCUGCCUAACUCACAGUCAGCAGCAACUUGUGAAUCGAACUCGAAUGUGGAUUCAACUUUGCGUAUCCAAGAUGCCAACCUGCAGACUAAUGGUUUGAAAGUUCCUCAUUUUGAUUCUAAUUGGAGAUCUAGCAACAAUAAUCAAAGAAAUCAGCAAACCGGUUCGGAUUUGCCUCAGCCAAACUCGAGUGCUUUUUUGCAAAACCCAUUGCCGUCUUCCCAGACAUCCUCUCAGCAUAAAGGGGACAAUUCCGUUUCAAAUUCUUUGUCGCAUUCACAACCAGCAGCAGAAUGUGAACCAUAUAGGGGUUCACCUUUUAUCCGAGAUGCUAACCUACAGAUGAAUGGUUCAAAAAUCCCCAAUUUUGAUUCUAAUUGGAGAUCUAGCAACAUUAAUCAAAGAAAUCAGCAAACCACUUCAGAUUUGCCUCAGCUGAACUCCAGUUCUUUCUUGCAGAACCCAUGGCCGUCUCAUCCCCAGGCAUCCUUUCAGCAUAUAGGGGACAGUUCUGUUUCCAAUUCCAUUUGGUAUUCACAAUCAGCAGCAGGCUGUGAAUCAAACUCAAAUGUGGAUUCAACUUUUCGUGCCCGUAAUGCCAACCUACAUAUUAAUGGUUUGAAAGUUCCCCAUUUUGAUUAUAAUUGGAGACCUAACAACAGUAAUCAAAGAAAUCAACAAACCGGUUCAGAUUUUCCUCAGCCGAACUCCAGUGCUUUCUUGCAGAACCCAUUGCCUUCUCAAUCCCUGACAUCCUCUCAGCUUCAAGGGGACAAUCCCCUUUCAAAUUCACUGUUGUAUUCACAACCAGCUGCAAACUCGUAUGUGCAUCCAACUUCUCGUUUUCGAGAUGCCAAUGUACAGAUUAAUGGUUUGAAUGUUCCCAAUUUUGAUUCUAAUUGGAGAUCUAACAACAGUCAUCAAAGAAAUCAGCAAGGUGGUUCGGGUACCUCUCGUCAAGUUAUAUAUGAUCCCCGUUUUCCAAGCGAAACCAAUUUGGGCUCUUUGGGGUUUGAUCACGAACCUUGGAUGCUUGAUGAAUCUCUGUGUCCUAUGUCUCCUGGGUUGGAUGUAUAUCCUGGCCUAUAUUUCUAACCUCAUAGUCUCUUCGAAAUGUCACCUUUUAAGUUGUCUGUUGUGAAGACUUCUUCAUUAUCCACCACCUAUUGUAUUUUGAGAUUUAUUCAAAAUGUUAGGGUUUCUCUCUUUUAUAUUAUGUUUUGGAUUUACAUUGCCCUUUUAAACUGAAACUGGUUAGCAAAAGUGGCAGUUUUAAAAUGUCAGAAACUUGGUAUGUGUUUCUUCUUGUUGUUUGGAUUAAAAGUUGUUCUUACAUUCAAAUAAUGGUUUGUUUGAAGUUUUAAAAUGAGUUAUAUA